Messenger RNA from Solenopsis invicta (red fire ant), 935 nucleotides. It is a transcript of the gene Scp2, whose product is annotated as calexcitin-2. Lineage: Eukaryota; Metazoa; Arthropoda; Insecta; Hymenoptera; Formicidae. Gene Ontology annotation, molecular function: calcium ion binding. The transcript is spliced from 7 exons. The record is from RefSeq and is a predicted model, not a curated record. The coding region runs from base 274 to 825 and encodes 183 amino acids.
UCGGGCUCGUGGUGCGCAUUUUGUGCUUCAUCUGUCCGACGUACAGAUCGUACAAUCGCAUCGGUGUUCUCCAAUAUAUACGCUACAGUUUUUCCCUCUUUCUCUCUCUCUCUCUCUCUCUUUCUCUCGCGACGACACUUAUUUCUCUUUGUAUUCGUAAUUUAUAUAUUAUUCGGUUGUACUCGUGCGUUGCUUUCACACGUUUUAGACGGAACUUUUCGACACGUUGGACUUUCUUCCUGUACAACCGAGUAUAACUUGCAGGUUCCAAAGAUGCCGUUAUCGGAGUUCCGUAAGAAAAAAUUACUUUUUGUCUUCAACGCUUUUUUCGAUGUUAAUCAAAGUGGCACCAUCGAUAUAAAAGAUUUUGAUCUCGCUGUACAACGAAUUUGUAACUCCAGGCAUUGGAAACCAGAUGAUGCUACGUCGCAACAUAUUAAAGACACUUUAACUAAAGUUUGGGAAGGAUUAAAACAAUGGGCCGAUGCCGAUCAAGACGGACAGAUCAGUCGAGAUGAGUGGUAUUCGAUGUGGGAGGAAUACGCGAAAGAUCCAGCACAUGCCCUUGAUUGGCAACAAACGUACAUGAACCUUAUGUUCGAUCUUGAAGAUUCUUCCGGUGAUGGUUCGAUCGACGAAACUGAAUUCAGCAAGGUAUGCAGCAGUCACGGCAUCGAAGAGGCCGAGGCACGUGAGGCGUUCAAGAAAUUAGGGGUGGGCACGGAGGUGACUCGUGAGAAAUUUGCCGAUUUAUGGAAACAGUAUUUUAGCUCCGACGACCCAAGCGUUCCUGGAAACUUUAUAUUUGGAAAGACUUCUUUCUAACUCUGCUAUCCUGUGGGAUUAAAAACGCGCAUACCCUACCGUAAAAGUCGUAUGUGAUGAAAUCAUAUACGAUCGUAUAUGAUAUUGUCACAUGUGUUUUUGGGAUGCGA